AGAUAUGUUUGUCAAUUGUCAUUGAUAAAAAAACGUUUGCAAACGGUUUGUUGUUGUUGACUUUUUGUUUUUGUAUUUUAUUUGUAUUUAUUUAUUUAUAAUAAUUAAAAAAACCACGACAAAAUGUCGUACAUGUUAUCACAUCUUCACAAUGGCUGGCAAGUUGAUCAAGCUAUUUUAUCUGAAGAAGAUCGAGUUGUAGUAAUACGUUUUGGUCAUGAUUGGGAUCCAAUGUGUAUGAAAAUGGAUGAAGUCCUCUAUAACAUUGCUGAAAAAGUAAAAAAUUUUGCUGUUAUUUAUCUUGUUGAUAUAACUGCUGUACCUGAUUUUAACAAAAUGUAUGAAUUGUAUGAUCCAUGUACAGUUAUGUUCUUUUUUCGUAACAAACAUAUUAUGAUUGAUUUGGGUACUGGAAAUAAUAAUAAAAUCAAUUGGACACUUGAAGAUAAACAAGAAAUGAUUGAUAUUAUUGAAACAGUUUAUCGUGGAGCAAGAAAAGGACGUGGUCUUGUUGUAUCACCAAAAGAUUAUUCAACAAAAUAUCGAUAUUAAUAUCAAUUUAUUAGGUAUCAAAUUUAUAUUUUAUAUCAAUUAAUUUAUCAAAAAAAAAAAUUACAUCACAACAAGUGAAUAACAAUUGUUUGCAGUCAAAUUUUUU
Aphidius gifuensis is the source of this 658-nucleotide messenger RNA. It is a transcript of the gene Dim1, whose product is annotated as thioredoxin-like protein 4A. NCBI's taxonomy places the organism in Eukaryota, Metazoa, Arthropoda, Insecta, Hymenoptera, Braconidae. The transcript is spliced from 2 exons. The coding region runs from base 124 to 552 and encodes 142 amino acids. Gene Ontology annotation, biological process: mRNA splicing, via spliceosome. The record is from RefSeq and is a predicted model, not a curated record. Gene Ontology annotation, cellular component: spliceosomal complex; U5 snRNP; U4/U6 x U5 tri-snRNP complex.